AUGGGCGACGCUGGUCGAGUCGAUCCAGACGUGGUGGUUGCAGAGGAGGCUGCCGAGGUUGUCGACGGCGGUUGGGUCUGGGCAGUGGCACCAGGGGUGUUGGGGGAUGUAGAGGAGACACAUUCGGCAAGGUUCGAAGCCGAAGAGAAACGCUUUUUCCGGGGGACUUGCUGGGCGCACCCCCCGCCCAGAAUUGCUAGGCGCGCACCCUCCAGGGUUAGGGUCAGAGGUUCAACAUCGCCAACCACCGACAUCUGCCACACUCAGAUCAAAUCCUCGAACUCCAGUACUCCGGCAACCCCCAGAAGGCUCCCCACCGCCAGGGCUUCGAAUCCAUUGUCCCAGGCUCAGCCGACACCCCAGCGACGCAAGAGGACCCAGCCUAGGCCCCCUAAGGGUACUGCGCCGCAUCUGAAGCCCAGUAUACGUCGUAGGCUGUCACAAGUGGAGUUGGUGAAGUCUCCAGAGGUUGAUAGAGGGUUCGAGAGGUUGAAGAUCAAGGCUGCACAGCGCCCAUCCUUGCUCACGGCGCCGAAGGCAACGAAAAGGGGUAGGGUUUCUGAGGUGGCUCCUGAGGCUGCGCCUCCGCGAAAACAAGCCUCAAAGCGCAACGCAGUGCUUUCUACGACCUCACAGUCAAGCGAACAAGUUCAGGCGGGCUCUGCAGCGCAAACCCAAGCCGUUCAGGACCCGUCUCCCCCCAUGACGAGGACUCGGAGUGGCCGAGCGGUCAAACCAUCGGCUAAAUUACGUGGUGCGGCUCAGGAGGUCUAA
Molecule: messenger RNA, 774 nt
Organism: Chaetomium globosum CBS 148.51
Lineage: Eukaryota; Fungi; Ascomycota; Sordariomycetes; Sordariales; Chaetomiaceae
Exons: 2
Coding region: 1-774 (257 amino acids)
Source: RefSeq, a predicted model, not a curated record